Messenger RNA from Ricinus communis (castor bean), 1869 nucleotides. RefSeq lists its product as uncharacterized. Lineage: Eukaryota; Viridiplantae; Streptophyta; Magnoliopsida; Malpighiales; Euphorbiaceae. The record is from RefSeq and is a predicted model, not a curated record. The transcript has 2 exons. Bases 974 to 1609 code for a protein of 211 amino acids.
ACUAGACACUAUAUAUCAAUUUGGUACCAAGACUUUAAUUUGAAUCGAUUUGAUAACAAACGUACGUACAAAUAUAUCAAUUUAGUACCAACAGUCAAAUUCUGACGACCGAAGCUGACGUGGCAUGCUGAGUAGGAAUUUUCCGGGUGUUUUGCCCGCUCAGCGUGUGCCACGUCAAUUAAUGACGCUGAGUGGCCCUGUCCACGCUUACACGGCCAUGUUGAUGCCUGUGUUCCCAACACGGGCUGGUGUUUAUGCCCGUGUUACUCUCUGUGGUCGUGCUCCCUAAAAGCUUCUUUUUCUUUGAUGUUUGAUGCAUCCAACACGGCCGUGUUGGGAACACGGUCACUGUUGAAACCAACACGGCCAUGUUCAGCUUUCUCACCCCCCACUGUCACACUUUUGGAUGACUACUGGUUAGUCUUGGACCAUAGUACCAAAUUAAACUCUCCAACUAAUAGCCAUUAAUAACCCACAAAAAGAAUUUCUUAAACAUCCCCAAUGUCUCUUUUUAUGCUUGAAGUUGAAUGAAUGCUUUAGUGGCGUGCUAGCCCGAACUACCAGUCAAUAUUGUCCUAAGAUUAUAGCUAAGUUAGAGAAGUCUAAAGAAUUCUGCUGGAUGUUCAGAACUGAGUGGUCAGGGGGGGAUAGGUUUCAGGUGGUUGGUCCUGGAGGGCAGUUUGUGGUUGACAUUAAGGACAAAACAUGUACUUGUAGGAGGUUUGAUUUAACUGGCAUACCAUGCUGCCAUGCAGUGUGUGCAAUAUGAUAUAAGCAUGAUAAUCCUGAGAAUUAUCCAGAUGAUUAUUACAAGGUCAGUACUUAUUUAAAAACAUACAGCCACUUGCUAAACCCUACUACUAGCUAUAAAUUUUGGCCAAGAGCCACAGCACCACAUGUGCUACCUCCUGCUCUAGUUCAACCAAAACAGAGAGGCAGAUCUAUUAUAAAGAGGAGAUUAGAAGAAGAUGAGAUGACUGUUGUACUACAGAAGGGCAAAGUAACCAAAAAAGGCUCAGUGAUAACUUGCACCAUUUGUGGAGCUAAAGGCCACAAUAAGAGAUACCAUGGUCAUGCCAAAUCUACAUCAAAACAGCCUAAGAUGAAAAAAUUACAAGUGCAAAAUGUAACUCCUUCACUGUCAAUCCAAACUGAGUUUGACAUACCUAGUCAUCUAGUAGAUCUAGAUGAUUUUAAUCUUCAUUGGACAAGUUUGUCCCAAACUAUUGCAGGAACACAAAGACCUCAUCAAAAUACAAGAAGCAUCAAUGAGUUGCUAAGUGAUAUUCCAACUCAAUCAAGUGGAGUGAAUGAAGACUCCCAGCCGGGUAAGAAGAAUGGCAAGGGCAAGACAGUGAAGAACAAGGGCAAGACAGUGAAGAACAAGGGCAACAAGCCAUUUCUGGCUCCUAGAUCUGCAUCUCUUUCAACAGCAUCAAAGAAAGCUUCUGGAUCUAAUCCUACUCCAUAUGAAAAUUUCGGAAAGCGGAAAGAUAAGGUGCAAACAACAACUAAGAAGGCUCGGAGGAAAGCAAAUGUUGAGACUGCAACCUCAAAGAAGAAGAAGCCUUGGAUGCCUGCUGGUCUUGGAGACAACAGCAAGCCUUAGCUAGGCAUUAUGAUUGUUUAAUACAUUAGGAACUUGUUUAUAUGUAGGAACUUUUAUUUUUUUCUUUUAGGACAGAUGGUGCUUUUGUGGUCCAUAAGACAGAUUUCACAUGCUUGUUUAUUGUGCUCAGUGUCAACACUGUUUUUUGAUGAGGACCAUAAAAUCUUUUAAUUAUUUUGUCAUGUUCUUGUGUUCCACACUUAAUACAAGUUGCUAUUUUGUAAUUACUUAAAGUGCACUACUUAAUACUUUUGCUUAGA